AUGCGGGAAGCGAGAGAUGCUCUGGCAGCUGUCGCUCUGUCUGAUGGUCGUGUUUUCGUGUUCGGCGGUUGGAACGGCCAUUCAUCUCUUGCCUCCGUCGAAUUCUGUCAACUUCGCGGCGACUGGUCCCACACUAUUGCGACGGCCGCCAGGCCGGAGGAGGGGUUCUGGCGACCGCUGGAGCCAAUGCGGACGCCUCGGUACUUUCACGCAGCGGUGGCCUUCAGGGGGAAGAUCAUUGUGGCCGGUGGUUACGCCUCAGCCAAAGACGACCAGGACGACGUUGGGCAAGCGGUCGUGGAGGUAUUUUCCCCGCCAACUGCUGAACGCCCCCUCGGUGAGUGGACGCGGGUUGCGGAUCUGCUGGUACCGCGAAAGGUCUUCACCCUCCUGGUGUACAAAGACAGGCUUUACGCUUUGGGAAAUAACGGACACCCCACGAAUACGAUUGAGGAAUUCAUCCCGGCUGAUCCACCGGCCGUGACCGAAGACCUGUCCUCCUGGUCUUGGACUGCCUUAGACCCCCUAAACGCUUUAAGUGACAUCUAUGGAGCUGUUGUUAUCCAACAAUGUUAG
Messenger RNA from Dibothriocephalus latus, 576 nucleotides. The record is from the annotation of a GenBank genome assembly. NCBI's taxonomy places the organism in Eukaryota, Metazoa, Platyhelminthes, Cestoda, Diphyllobothriidea, Diphyllobothriidae.